Molecule: messenger RNA, 441 nt
Organism: Paramecium tetraurelia
Lineage: Eukaryota; Ciliophora; Oligohymenophorea; Peniculida; Parameciidae
Exons: 2
Source: RefSeq, a predicted model, not a curated record
AUGAAAAAUUAGGCAGAAUAGACAUCCAUUUAAAAUGAAAAAUUCUCUAUCUUCGCAAUCCUGGUUUUACUUUAAUUAUAGUAUUUAUCAAGUCUGAAUUUCGAUGAUCCAAACUGUAUGAAAUAUUUGAACAAAUUUAACAAAUUAAAUCCUAAUGACGGAUUAGGAGAUAUAUACCUUGUCACCAACUCUAAUAAUGCAAAAAUUAGCUUGAGAUUUAUUGAUGCUGAUCUUUUUAAUGAUCCAAUCUAUUUUGGUUUUAUUAAGGAGGAUGGUAAAACAGAUGAUUAGGUUUGUCUAAAACUUAAAUUAUGGUAAUAUACAUCUAAUAAAUACUCUGAUCCAUUGAAAAUCACUGAUUUAACAAUAAUACCAUCAAACAAUUCGGAAAAAUAAUGGAGAUAUUAUUCAUUCAUAUAAGUUCAAAACUAGAUUAGUUGA